This is a messenger RNA of Cheilinus undulatus (humphead wrasse), 2938 nucleotides long. RefSeq names its product serine threonine kinase 39 (gene stk39). The transcript is spliced from 19 exons. Gene Ontology annotation, biological process: protein phosphorylation. Gene Ontology annotation, molecular function: ATP binding; protein serine/threonine kinase activity. Lineage: Eukaryota; Metazoa; Chordata; Actinopteri; Labriformes; Labridae. The coding region runs from base 128 to 1645 and encodes 505 amino acids. The record is from RefSeq and is a predicted model, not a curated record.
AAAGCUGCUGCCAAGUCUUUUCUUCCAAAUAAUUAUAAAAAUACACGUACAGAUAGUUUAUGUGCGUAGUUUUUAAACUGCAUUCACAGAAGCUGCUAACCAGCGCGGAAUCAUCCCUAUCAUCAUCAUGGCGGAUCAAGGCGAAUCUCCGGCUCCCGUCCACCACCCGCAACCAGCGCUGACAACCAGCUGGCCAAUUACCAGGGAGUCGUACGAGCUGCAGGAAGUCAUAGGCAGCGGGGCCACAGCUGUGGUGCAGGCAGCCCUCUGUACCCCGAGACAGGAGCGCGUCGCCAUAAAGAGAAUAAACCUGGAAAAAUGCCAGACCAGCAUGGAUGAGCUAUUGAAAGAAAUUCAAGCAAUGAGCCAGUGCAACCAUCCUAAUGUUGUCACCUACUACACUUCCUUUGUUGUGAAGGAUGAACUUUGGUUGGUCAUGAAACUUCUGAGUGGAGGCUCCAUGUUGGAUAUAAUAAAGCACACAAACAAAGAGGAGGACAAGAAUCGAGCACUAGAUGAGCCUAUAAUUGCUACUAUACUUAAAGAAGUCCUGGAAGGCUUAGACUACCUGCACAGAAAUGGACAGAUUCACAGGGAUGUGAAAGCGGGGAAUAUACUACUUGGAGAAGAUGGCUCUGUUCAGAUUGCAGAUUUUGGAGUUAGUGCAUUCCUCGCCACAGGAGGGGAUAUGACAAGAAACAAAGUCAGAAAAACCUUUGUCGGCACGCCGUGCUGGAUGGCGCCAGAAGUGAUGGAACAGGUUCGAGGCUAUGAUUUCAAAGCAGAUAUAUGGAGUUUUGGUAUAACAGCCAUCGAGUUAGCAACAGGAUCAGCACCAUAUCACCGCUACCCUCCUAUGAAGGUUUUAAUGCUUACUCUACAAAAUGAUCCACCUACUCUAGAGACGGGUGUAGAGGACAAAGAAGUGCUUAAAAAAUACGGCAAAUCAUUCAGAAAGCUUAUAACUAUGUGCCUUCAGAAGGAUCCUGCCAAAAGGCCAACAGCUGCAGAACUUUUAAAGUGUAAAUUCUUCCAAAAGGCCAAGAACAAAGAAUAUUUGGUUGAGAAGCUUUUGUGUCAUGCACCAAAGAUUUCCCAGAGAGCGAAGAAGGUGAGGAGGGUCCCAGGCUCCAGUGGUCACCUGCACAAGACAGAGGAUGGAGACUGGGAGUGGAGCGACGACGAGCUAGAUGAAGGCAGUGAGGAGGGCAAGGCGGCGGUGAAUCAGGGCAGGUCACGAAGGGUCAAAGAUGAGGCCAAAGAUAAUGAGGAGAACGCCAACAAUGUCCCUAUUGAAGGCUUGUCUAUUCAGCAUCCCCAGGUUGAACCAUAUGAGGAUGCACCCUACAUUCCAGGUGCUGUGAACAUGGUACUCCGGCUAAGGAACUCCAGAAAGGAGCUGAAUGACAUCCGGUUUGAAUUCACUCCUGGGAGAGACACGGCUGAUGGCGUUUCCCAGGAACUGUUCUCUGCCGGUCUGGUCCAUGGGCACGACGUUGUUAUUGUUGCUGCUAACCUUCAGAAGAUUGUAGAUGACCCAACUACCUACAAAGUGUUGACCUUUAAGCUGGCUUCCAGCUGUGACGACACGGAGAUCCCGGACGAGGUGAAGCUGAUCGGCUUUGCGCAGCUGAGCGUCAGCUGAUGUUCUCUUCACGCCUGAAGCAGGUGAGACGGGGGAGACAGUUCAGGGCAGACAGACUUGAGGAACAAACCGACACUUCCUGCAUCUUCUUCCCCAACACUCCCUGUAAACUCCCUCCCUCCCUUCCCUUCACUCCUUCACACCUUCUCCUUAACGUUGAGCUCUGCCACCGCCCCGCCUACGCCCCCUUAACGCUCACUGUCCCCUGAUUUUUGACCUUACCGACAUUCCACCGCCCAGCGCACAAACGGGGAUCAGGAUUAAGCCCAGGAACCUAAAGAUGUACUCAGGUGGUGACAGGAGGUGAUUAAGAUGUAGCUUUGAAUUUUUAUUUAUUUUUGUGUUUCUUUUUGUUAUUUUAUCACCUUUAACUUUUGCCAUUUAUCUUCUCUACCAUUACCAAAGUUGUUAUUAUUUAAGAAAGAGAAGGUACUUUAUUUCAAGUUUCACACUGUUUUGUUACCAGAGUGAGUUCUUUUUCUUGCAUCUCACAAACCCACUCCUUUGUGAUGUUUCCGAGGUCUUUGUCAGAAUGUAAGAUUAACUUAAUUUAUGUCAAAAAGCACAUUAGACAUAAUGAAUGUCUAAAACAAGUAUGAAUCAUAAUUCUGUGUCAAGACCUGUUUUGCAUUGACCAGAAGGGGACCAUUAGCGUGAUUGUGCAGGAAAAAAAAAAAAGAUAAAAUGAGACCUGGAUGCUACUGUGUAUAAUUUGCUGCUCUCGACAGUGCUAAUGCUUCAAAAAGUUAGAGGUGCCUUGUUCAUUUUUCUCCGUGCCUAAGAAAGUAGUGAAUGAGCAAGACCACAGAAGGGGCAGAACCUGCUAAUGACCAUUACACAAAUGUAUUACUCCAGCAAUGACACAAAGUAUGUUAACUUAAAGCUACAAUGCACUUUUGGGCUGGCCGAGCAGACGCAUAGCCCCUGGAAUAUAUAACACAACCUGUAGUCCUGUAAUCUGCUCUGGUCGUAUUCAAACACCAGGCUAACAUACAAAAAUGACAACAGUUUCAUUUUCUUGCUCUUUUCUGCUGCACUACAAGACCUUUUUGUUUCCCCAAUAUAUAGUUGUUUCUACACUGUACUGUAUGACAAUGCAUCUGAGGAUGAAACCAAAAGGCAACUAUUGUAAGAGUGAAGAGCCAUCCGAAUGUCCAGACAAGUCCAGUAGCUCUGAAUUAUUUUGAAGUAUUGAGAUGGUAAAUAUUAACUUCUAAUAAAGUCUUUAUUCUGAAGUAAUUUAUUGUGUUUUUUAUGUACAGUAUGUGUACCAUUUCAGCAUAUUAUCCCCUU